CUCAGGAGUUUGUACAGAGAUCUUCAAAAGAGAGUGUGUGAUCUUCCAGAAACCAGUCUACUGCUUUGUUCAUCUGAGCAUUCAGGAGUUUCUGGCUGCAGUCUACAUGUUCCACUGUUUCACCAACUGGAAGACGGAGGUGCUGAAUGAGUUCCUGGGAAAAAACUAUGUGAAAUUAUCUUUGGAUGAUUUCCUUAAACGAGUCAUGGAGAAAUCCCUCCAGAGUAAAAACGGUCGUCUGGACCUGUUUGUUCGCUUCCUUCAUGGCCUCUGUCUGAAGUCCAACCAGAGACUCUUAGAAGGUCUGCUGGGUCAGACAGAGAGCAGUCCAGGAAUCAUCCAGAGAGUCAUCGAGAACCUGAAGAAGAUGAACAGUGAUAAAAUCUCUCCUGACAGAAGCAUCAACAUCUUCCACUGUCUGAUGGAGAUGAACGACCUCUCAGUACAUCAGGAGAUCCAAAAGUUCCUGAAUUCAAGGAACAGAUCUGAAAAGGAACUCUCUGAGAUCCACUGCUCAGCUCUGGCCUUCAUGCUGCAGAUGUCAGAGGAGGUUCUGGAUGAGUUGGACCUGAAGAAGUACAACACAACAGAGGACGGACGACUGAGACUGAUUCCAGCUGUGAGGAACUGCAGAAAGGCUCGGUGUUAUGGUUCUUUCAUAAAUGUCACCAAUGCACAGCCUCCUCCCUCCAACUCUUCCAUAGACUCUAAUGUUAAAAUGGCUCAGAAGAAGAGCUUGGCGGACCCUGCGCCAGACCUGGCAGACCCUGCGCCAGACCUGGCAGUGCCGGAGAUGAUGCUGUGUGGAGGGGACCGCGAGUUCGAGUUACUUUUCGGGGAAGAGCGGAGGCUGAUAACCAAGGGAAGCUUCGAACGGGGACAAACCAGUUGA
Molecule: messenger RNA, 892 nt
Organism: Neolamprologus brichardi
Lineage: Eukaryota; Metazoa; Chordata; Actinopteri; Cichliformes; Cichlidae
Source: RefSeq, a predicted model, not a curated record